Messenger RNA from Trichomycterus rosablanca, 3149 nucleotides. RefSeq names its product tectonic family member 1 (gene tctn1). The coding region runs from base 54 to 1934 and encodes 626 amino acids. The transcript has 14 exons. NCBI's taxonomy places the organism in Eukaryota, Metazoa, Chordata, Actinopteri, Siluriformes, Trichomycteridae. Gene Ontology annotation, biological process: cilium assembly; protein localization to ciliary transition zone. The record is from RefSeq and is a predicted model, not a curated record. Gene Ontology annotation, cellular component: MKS complex.
UCCUGUGUUCCUGUGUUCUUCUGCUGGUGUGUGUUGGAGCUGUUCUGUGUGAUAUGAAGAAGAUUGUGGGUUCAGGUCAGGAGAACAUCACACACAUCGUGUCUAAAGAAACAUCUGAGCUGGAUAAAGCGCUCAGUUUAACGGAACACACAGAAACCCAGAGUUUAUCACCCGGUUCAGAUCAGCCACAGAGCUCCGGGUUCACCGCAGCCAGGACUGAAGCAACCGAGGCAUCAGCGUUCACCACAGCUGCACCAGAAACACCUGGAACAUCUGGAUUCAUCACAGCAAGCCCAAAAUCAGAGCGGAUCAGUGUCUCCUCUCUGCCCUUACCCCUGUCUGGUUCAUUACCCCAAACUCUCAAUCAAGUCUCGGCGGUGUGUCCGUGUAACGUACAGAGAGAAGAGUGUGAUAUCAACUGCUGCUGUGAUCCAGACUGUACUCAGGAGGUGGCUCUCUUCACCCACUGCUCAGUACAGAAAGUCACUGGCGACCCUAAACUGUGCAGCCAGGAUGCAGCCGUCUACACACUCACCCAAACCGCAGACGGGUUAUCCCAAGUGUGGACGUCUGUCCAGCCCGAGACCAACCCUGACCUCCUCUGUGUCCAGUCUGCUAACUAUAAUAAAGGAAUGUCUUUUGACACUCCAACAAUCCCCACCGAGGCGAAUUUCGACAGUCUCUUCAGUCAGUAUGUGGGAUUCUUCUUCGGCUCAUCGAGUGGGGAUGACGGCGCACAAUCUCCGGUACAGGGAAAUUCCUCAGGAUACUCGUAUGGAGACCUCAUCUGGACGAGGGCUGAAGAUGAUCAGGUUGCUUUCUUCAAGCUUCCAGCAUCGGCUGGGACGGCAAACUGCUUAGAUACAAACCCUGCAGCAUUUCUGAAGGAUCAGACGAGCGGAUGUACGAGGAGCUUCACGCCGCAGGACUGUACCACGUUAGAGGCGCUGAACCUCAGGACGUACACCAACAUCAGCGUUUUCUCCGUAAGGGACAGUAAUGCUGAGCUGGUAUCUGUAUCAGUAGAACAGGUUACACUGCAGUCUCUGGAGGGAGCACACACACUGUUGGAGAAGGACGUCGCAGCUUCUGAUUACCAGCCUGUGUUCCCGGAAGCUGGUGAGAUAUGUAACCAGGUGGUGCUGCAGGUGAAGUACACGGUGAGAUUUGGUGACGCCGGUCAGAUUCUGAAAGUCUCGGCGUCUGUGGUUCUCGGUGCGGUGGAUAAAAACACGACGCCGAUAGAGCAGAAGUUUCAGAUACAGUUUGUUCAGGAGACGAAAAGCGACGCCACUGUCCGCUCCAGUGGGAACCCUGGUUAUGUGGUUGGGCUCCCUCUUGUGGCAGGAUGGAGAACUGCAGAAGGGAUUAUUCAGAGCGCUGAUCCAGGCGGAUCUCUCAGUGUGCUGAAGAGUUCUGCAGAUCAGGAUUGUCUGUCCGGGUCGACCCAGCGCUCGCCUGUGCUGUUCGGAAGAGACGUGGUGUCAGGAUGCACCUUCAGGCUGGAGGACGGAGCGAACUGUUCACUGAUCACCGAGGCUGUUUUAGCGAGACUGAAAGGCCAAAGUUUUCCUGAUCAUGUGGCUUCGUUUGGAAAUUCUCUUCCUCAAAACCCCAUGGACUGGGUUCCUAUAGAGAAUCAAACCACAACCACGAGCACACAGGAUUGCAGCAUUCCAGUAUUUUAUCACCUUAAUGUAAGAUGGACCAAGUACGGUACCUUGGUGAAUCCCCAAGCCCAGAUAGUGAGUGUAAUGGAAACGAUCCAGUACAACACCAGCUCCUUGCCGUCUGUCUCCACCGGUGGAGGCGUCGUCUCCGUCACCAGUUCUGUAAGCUUCACCGAUGUCUCCGACUCAGCCAGUCCAGGAUUCAGAGCUCCUCCAAGCAUCGACGCCAAGCUUCCGUUUGACUUCUUCUUCCCGUUUGUUUGAACCGUGUUGGUGAUGCGAAUCAUUCAUCGUUCUGUUCAUACUUCACGUCUCACCUGAGGUGUUCAUCAUAUUACCGAGUUAUAUAUAUAGUUUCUCGAUUUCUGGUUGCAACUCUGCAGGCGUCCACCUAGCCCUGCUCCUUGAACUUCAGAACCUUUCAGGAUGUGACACAGUGCCUGCAGCAGCUUGGGGAAGAUCCUUCUUUCCAGUGUGUAAAAGGUGUAUGAACACCUUUAGGAUAAAAUUAAAUUUUGACGGGGCUCCGGUCAUUCUAGAACUCGCAAGUUCAAAUGUCAGCAGAGCCACCAACCUGGCCAGGCAUCCACACAAACAGUCAGCCAUGUUUGAGGAAGGGAAGGUCGGUAAGUGGCUCUUUGUGUGGGAGCAAAACUCAGGUGAAAAGAAGUGGCCCCAGUUUGGACAUGUGCUCCAGCUCUCCUUGAUCUGAUAUGAGACUAAGUGGGAGCAGAUUUACAAUGGGGAAUUGGAUAUGACUAGAUUUGGAGAUAAAUGAAGAGGGGAAAAGGCCUUCUCGUCCAACAUUCUCGUCUGUUGUUGAAAUUGGUACAGAUUUCUUACAGAUACUCUCCAAAACAGUGUGGUAAGCAUUUACAGGAUAGAGGAGGCUGGUACAGGUGAAUAGUUCCACAUUUAUGGCCAUGGUUUUGAAGUCCAGACACUGGAAGAUGUUCCAAAAGUGGAAUUAUAUUAUAUAUAUUUUGGAAAUGAACCAUUUGAGUUCAUCGAGGCUCAGAUUAAAUGCUGUGCUGUUCAAGACGACAUUUCUUUGAUUCAGUUAAAAAAGGAAGAAGACCUUUGCACUGUAUGUUUUUUUUUUUUUCCUUUGUCUUGUCUACUUCUAACUCGCUGUUCAUUUAGGUUUUAGAUUUUACAUAGUUAACCCUCACUUAGUAUCUACCACAUGCAUUUCAUGUGUUUAUUUAUUGACCUGCGUUGCAUUUAGAAUCGAUGUUGCCAUUGUGAAUAAUUCUUUAUUCUGUACAGUGAACGUCCUGAAGUCUGUAUUUUUAACAGGGUUUAGGUUUCAGUGUGAACUGUACCCUUGUUUCAUUUACAUAACUGAAUAGGUAGGUGUUUACGUUUCUAUUAGCUUUGUUAGUUGAUGUGUAUUUACUGCACUCAGGUUCUGCACUCAGGUUUUGUCAUCUUUUUAUUCUUUAUACAGAUUAUUUUCAAUAAAAAAUAUAUAAUAUA